AUGACUGCUAAGCCGGUUCUCACUCCUGAGCAGAGGGAGCACUUUCUCAACCACGGCUGGAUCAAAAUCCCCAAGGCGUUUACAAAAGAGCAAGCCGCCCAAAUGACCAAGAACGUCUGGACCAGGCUGGGCAUGGAACCUCACGACAAGUCUACCUGGCACACCAUCCGCACCAACAUGCCAAGUCACCAGACCUUUGAUGCCGCUCACUUUGCCCCUCGUGCGUGGGCUGCCAUAUGCGAGCUCUGCGGGGGUGAGGAACGUAUCAGCCCAACCUCGAGGGAAUGGCGCGACUCCCUCAUAGUAAACUUAGGCUCUCCCACGUACGAGAACCAGCCCGACCCACCCCAGGCCCUCACAGGUUGGCAUGUCGACGGUGACUUCUUCGUCCACUACCUAGACUCUCCCGAGCAAGCCCUCCUAGUCGUGCCCCUCUUCACCGACAUUCCCCCCCAGGGCGGCGGCACCGCCCUCUACCCAGCCGGCAUGCGCGCAGUCGCAGCCCACCUGCACGCCCACCCAGAGGGUGUCAGCCCGCGCAUGGUUCCACGCGGCGAACCAGGUUUUACCGAGGGCUACCGCAACCUCGACUGGUUCAACGGCAUCUCUGGCCAGGGGGCUGAUGAGGACUAUGUCGAGGCCUCUGGUGACGUCGGGGAUGUGUAUCUUUUGCACCCGCUCAUGCUGCAUAGUAGCACCAACAACAGCUUGCGGAACGUGCGGAUCAUCACGAACCCGCCUGUGAGCUUACGCGAGCCCUUCAGACUGGACAGGAGCGGCGAGGAGGAGGAGGGUCAGUAUAGUCUGGUGGAGAGGGCUACGCUGCGGAUGCUGGGGCAGGAGGAUGGUUUGGAAGGAUGGAAGAUUACGCAUGAGCGUGAGGGCGUGAUUCCAGAGAGGCUCAAGAUUCAGGAGAAGAUGAAGCAGGAGGAGCUGAAGAGGUUGGAGGAGGCGGAGAGGAACAAGACAGCUACUGUCUCGACUGCUGCCAUUGCUGCUUAA
Molecule: messenger RNA, 1002 nt
Organism: Cryphonectria parasitica EP155
Lineage: Eukaryota; Fungi; Ascomycota; Sordariomycetes; Diaporthales; Cryphonectriaceae
Exons: 3
Coding region: 1-1002 (333 amino acids)
Source: RefSeq, a predicted model, not a curated record